Molecule: messenger RNA, 8849 nt
Organism: Pseudophryne corroboree (corroboree frog)
Lineage: Eukaryota; Metazoa; Chordata; Amphibia; Anura; Myobatrachidae
Gene: CHN2
Product: chimerin 2
Exons: 13
Coding region: 404-1765 (453 amino acids)
Biological process (GO): signal transduction; regulation of small GTPase mediated signal transduction; positive regulation of GTPase activity
Molecular function (GO): GTPase activator activity
Source: RefSeq, a predicted model, not a curated record
GCCUGGGUGUAAUCCUCGGCUAUGGGAGUGGGAGGGAGCUCCGGCUCGCCCCUCUCUCUGCCAGGCUGCUGUCACUGCUUAUCUGAGGAGCAGACUUGCCAGCCACGGCCGGGACAUUGCUGUGACAGCCCGGACUGUGGAGGCUCUGACACUGACACCUGGAGAGACAGGGAGCAGAGCACAUCAGCCAGCAUGCACGGCGUCAUCUGACAGAGCAGGAAGUGCCGGCUACAGGGCAGGGAGGCUUGGGAGCCGCUCUCUCGGUCUGUCUUCCACUGUGUUACUACCAUGGGCUAGAGGAGGUCCCCUGCCUGCUGCUGCAUCUCAUACUACACCUGUCACCCAGCAUGGCAGCAUCCAGCAACUCCAGUCUCUCGGGCUCCUCAGUGUCCUCAGGUAGGUGAUGCAGAGGAAUACCAGCCUCCAGUUUGGAAAUCAUACUUGUAUCAGUUGCAGCAAGAAGCUCCGCGGCCCAGGAGAAUCGUAUGCCCACGGGAGGUGGAGAAUAGACCAAAGCAUUAUGGAAGGGAGUAAGUUUCAUGGCAUCAUUUCUCGAGAACAGGCAGACGCAUUGCUGUGCUCUGCAGAAGGAUCGUACAUUAUUAGGGAAAGUCAGAGGCAACCUGGCUGCUACACUCUGGCCUUAAGGUUUGGUCACCAGACGUUGAACUACAGACUUUUCUAUGAUGGGAAGCACUUUGUGGGGGAGAAGAGAUUUGAGUCAAUACAUGACUUGGUAACUGAUGGCCUUAUCACCUUGUACAUAGAGACUAAAGCUGCAGAGUAUAUUGCAAAAAUGACAACCAACCCCAUUUAUGAACAUGUGGGAUACACAUCCUUACUGAAAGAGAAAGUUAGCCGAAGGCUGAGCAGAUCAAAGAAUGAAUCAAAGAAAGCUCCCGUGUCUAUGGAAGGGAAUACCUCUGUGGAAAAGAUCACCUCGCUGGUCAGAAGAGCGGCCCUGACACAAAAUGACAACCACUGCAACUAUGAGAAAGCACAUAACUUCAAGGUGCAUACAUUUCGGGGGCCACACUGGUGCGAAUACUGUGCUAACUUCAUGUGGGGUCUCAUUGCUCAGGGAGUCAGGUGCUCAGACUGUGGGCUGAAUGUACAUAAACAGUGUUCCAAGUAUGUGCCCAGUGACUGCCAGCCAGAUCUCAAACGCAUCAAGAAAGUUUACAGCUGUGACCUUACCACCCUGGUGAAAGCGCACAAUACCCCAAGGCCAAUGGUUGUGGACAUGUGUAUCCAGGAGAUUGAAAGUAGAGGCUUAACGUCAGAAGGUCUGUACCGAGUCUCGGGUUUUACUGAGCACAUUGAAGAUGUGAAAAUGUCCUUUGACCGAGAUGGUGACAAGGCUGACAUCUCAUGUACAACCUAUCAAGAUAUAAAUAUCAUUGCUGGGGCACUGAAGCUGUAUUUCAGGGACUUACCAAUUCCAGUCAUCACUUAUGAUUCAUAUUCUAAAUUUAUUGAAGCAGCAAAAAUAUCCAAUCCAGAUGAGAGAUUAGAAGCUGUACAUGAAUCACUGAUGCUCCUGCCACCAGCACAUUAUGAGACACUUCGAUUCCUAAUGAUCCACCUAAAAAAGGUUACACAGAAUGAGAAGGAGAAUCUGAUGAGCGCAGAGAACCUUGGUAUUGUCUUUGGACCAACACUGAUGCGACCUCCAGAGGAGAACGCCCUCACAUCUUUAAAUGACAUGCGCCACCAGAAACAAAUCGUGCAGAUUUUAAUACAAAAUGAAGAUGUCUUAUUCUGAUCAAAUAAAGUAUUAUGGUUUGCAUCCAGCGCUUCGGACAACCAGCUAAAAGCAACAGAAAUCUUUAUAAUAAGGUCACGAGCUGGACUUUAGUAUCUGUUGUGUUGCAGAGACUAUACAUGCCAAAUUGUUUGCUGUAGCAUAUGUCUCAUAGACAUAUGACACGAUCUGCUUUAGAAAAGAAGAGCCAUUUAGAAAGAUAAUCCAGCCAAGUUGUUUCUUUGCAUUUUUUUGUCUUUAACAAUAUAUUUUAAAAAACAAAAAAAUCAUAACCUAUAAAAAAGAGAACAUAUUUUGUAUUCAAAGUUUCAAACUAAAGCAAAAUACAAUAGUGUUACACAUCUCUAUUUUGAAAGUAUUGCAUACACUGCAGACUGUAUACAAUGUACUUGUGUAUAUUAAUGGAUAUGAAACAUUGUCUUUAUUUACUAAUUAGGGUAAUUGAGCCACAUCAAUGAACAACUUAUAGAAAUUUCAAUUGAAAAAUGAAUUCCUCAUUUUUUUCUUAAAAAUAUCAAAAUAAUUGCCCGUUAGAUUUAGUGGUUUACACUAAAUGUCCUCAUUCCAUAAAAUAAAAAUAUAAAACAAAAAUAAAACAUGAAAACUGCACAAAAAUGUAAUGUAAGCAGCCUUAAAAUAAUAUUUACCAUAAAUGUGAGGUACAGUAUUAAGAGCAUCAUAUCUUGAGUGAUUGAUUUACUAAAGCAUGUAUCUUGCUGUAGUUAUGUCUACCUCCAUGUGCUUACUCGGGUUAAAGGAAAUGAAAAAAUAAAACUGGUGAUUAAAUGUAUUUUUCCCAGUUACUGUAACCUAAUUGACUGCACUGUAGGGGACAUGGAUCUGGAGUGCUAUGUGCUUUAGUAAAUCAGUGUUUUGCCUUAAAUCAUUAUCUUACGCAUUCUGCUGUGGAAUUCUGUCAGCACAAUGCCAGCCUGCAAGGGAUCAGUUACAGGCAAACAAACUGAUCAGCCAGAUUCAUUUGGGACGCUUGCCUGCAGCAAAACACACCUAGUACCUUGGAACUUUUGAAUAUUCAUGACAAUUAUGUCCCAGGCAUCUAACCCUAGAGGGUAUGGGCAGUUAUGCUUUUCAUUCUUAAGGAGUUUGUUGCAAUUUACAAUAGCGUUUUUAAAUACAGUGUGAAAUAUCCAUUCCAGGAGCUGUGUGCAUUUUACUAAAUUUAUUUUUCCCAUAUUUAAAGUUUGCAGAACCCUGGAGUUUCUACGUCUGACGUUCAGGUUGUAGAUCCUACAGAGUGUCUGGAAUUAUUAUUCGUUUUUCUAAAACUAGCCCAAGUUCCUUUUUUCCACCUUUAAAGAAAUAUUGAAGUUGAUUAGUAUUGUUUAUACCGUAUAAAAAGUACUCCUGGUAUAUUUAUUGUUUAUACCUUAUAAAAAGUACUCCUGGUAUAUUUUUGUUAGACAACAUAAGCCUGUGACAAUGGUGACUUUUUUUAUUGUCUAAUUCGAUAUUAAGUUACUCAGGGCCUCUCCAUGGUUAUGUUCCGAGAACUCUGUAAGACUAAGGGCCUGAAUCAGAGAAGGCAAAUCCAAUUUUUAUUUAGAUAACCGAUCAUCGGCCAAGACAGUCAUCUAAGUCGCACUGUGCAUGUGCCGCAAAGGUCUUGCAGUCACAGCGAAGAUUUAUUCCCAAAGAGAUUUACAGCCAGUGAUUUGGGAAUGGUUACUGGGAGUAGUGGCAAAACCGCAGGUGUGUCGGGACCGUUUUCAGGCAUGUCUCUGCCCGCGGCUGUGAUGCCGCACAGCGUCCUUUGCUCAUUCUGUAUGACUAUAGGGCUAUUCAGAACGUCGAUAAUUGACUGAUCUGGGACUGAUGCUGAGUAUUUGUACCCAGCCGCUGGGAUUUACAGUAUAAGCCGCAGAUGGGCGUCUCAUUACAAAUGCAGGGAAUUUGCAUAUUUUCAUACAGUCACUGCGCAUACAUUAGCAGCUGCGGCGGCAUUAGCAUACAUCUCUGAAUCAGGCCCUAAGUUGCAUGUCUAUCCCAUCCUUUCAAUGACCCUAGGCGCUGUUGUUUUCCAACACAUCUGUGGAACUUUGAAAGUGUCAUUUACUAAUGAAUACACCUGUGCACCAGGUAAGAGAUCUGGUAAACCUGAGCUGCUAGGGGUCUCUUAGGAUCUAGUUGGCCAUUUUUAUUCUAGAUGUUUGUCUAGAGCAGCUUUCAGAUGCUUUCUGCCAUGGAUUGUGUGAAAUUAAGAAAAAAAGAUUACAAAUCAAAUACAAGACCUCACAGCUGCACAGAGAGUCCUACAUGAUCCUGACGGCAAAUUCUAAUUUGUGUUCAGUUGCUAUGGAGGAACUCUUGCAUGGUAACCACAUUAUUGUUCUGUUAUGACAGGUGAAGCCUGAAAUGCUGCUAUAGACAUUCUUCUGGAAGAUUGUUGUUUUAUAAAUAAGCUUCAUUGAGAGCCAAGCAAGUGGCUGUUUGGAGCUUGGACCAAGUGGCCAAAUCACUGAAGUCUGUUAUUGUGGUUUGAAGAUGCCAUAACAUACACAGGCAGCCGGUCCCAGCAAGCUUUCAGCCAUGUUUACCAAAUGCCUUGGUGCAAUAAUUGACAGAUUUACACUUGGCAUUUGUAAUUGUUCCAAUGAUUACUUUUUUAUCAACAAAACUGGCUAUCAAGUGCAGAUGAGCAGUUCGGAUUUACUCAGAUUCAGGGGUCUAUUUAAGCCUUGGACGGAGAUAAAGUGGACGUAGUUAAAGUCCCAGCCAAUCAGCUGCUAUCUGCCAUAUUACAGGCUGUGAAAAAUGGCAUUUAGGAGCUGAUUAACUGGUACUUUAUCUCCAUCCACUUUAUCUCCGUCCAAGGCUUAGUAAAUAGAUCCCUCCCUCGUUUAUGUUCGGCUUUCAAGACUGCAUCUUAUUGGCUGUCUGCACUCCCGUGUUUUGGAUAGCCAAUAAGAUAAUUCCGUAUAAAUCCGAACUUGCACAAGUUUGGCAAAAAGAGCCAUGUAAAACCGAACCCACUCGGAUAGUAGAGGAAUUUUAGAUAUUAAAGAAAUUAUAGAAUCCUUGGUUUUUUAAUUUACAUUUAUAUAUAUUUUUCUUAGUUUUAAAGAUUGUUCAAAUGAACCAUUGUUAGCUUGCUGAGUACAAUGUAAGGAGACACAUGUUGCUGGAUAUAUCGGAUAUAUCUUCCCUGCUAAACAAAUACUGAAACAUUAGCACUUUCUCUUACAGUUUAAAAGAAAAUGCAUUUGAUAUUGUUUUUGUUGAUGUGUGCAACGGUUUGUAUAUAAUAUACAUUUAUAAGUAUGUGUGUCUUGUUGCAGUUAGCCAUUUUCUUGGAGGGAAAAAUAAGGAUCUGUAGAGUAAUUGGGGUUUUGUUACUUCCCUGACCCUUAUGGAAUACCCGACACUGCCUUGUAAUAAUAACUUGACUAGUAAAGGGGAAAACAAAGUUAACUUAAUAUUUGCACAAUAAACCAGCUUCCCAUUUGAGCCCCCCCCCCCCCCCCCCCCCCCCUCAAAAAAAAAAAAAAAGAACUCGGAGACUUUAAUCCAGAAGAAAUGUGAAAGAAAAGGAAUGACAUUGAAUAAUUGUUAACUGUGCUACUUGUGCUGUAGCUGUAGCUGGUUCUCUCCAGGAACAGCAAUUCAGUACCCUGAGUUCACUUUAACAUUCUUUCCAUUGUUAGUCUGGGAGGACAGACUUUAGCACCAUUGUGGUGUGAAUAUAUCGAACCGCGGGAGCUGGGGGCAUACGACCUCCACGGUUCCACAGAAUAGAGGGAUUAUUAUCAUUUAUUUAUAUAUUUUGAUUAUUUUGUAUAUAUAACAUUUACAUGCAGGUCCCAUUUAAGGGGGUCAUUCAGACCUGAUCGCUGCUGUGCGUUUUUGCACAGCGGGCGAUUAGUUCCAAACUGCGCAUGCGAAUGCAUUUCAAUGUGCAGGCACGAAGGACAGCUGCAAAGCAGAUCGCCGGUCAGCGACGGGUUUGUGCGAAAGACCCAUUCGCACGGGUGUACACAAGGAGAUUGACAGGAAGAGGGCUUUUGUGGGUGGCAAUUGACCAUUUUCAGGGAGUGUUUGUAAAAACGCAGGCGUGUCCAAGCGUUUGAAGGGAGGGUGUCUGACGUCAAAUCCGGUCCUGAACAGGCUGAUGUGAUCGCAGCGGCUAAGUCCUGAGCUGCGCAGAGACUGCACAAAAUCAGUUUUUGCAGCUCUGCUACACAUGCGAUCGCACACUUGCACAGCAAAAAUACACUCCCCCCGUAGGCAACGACUAUCUGAUCGCAAGGCUGCAAAAAUCGCUGCCCAGCGUUCAGGUCUGAAUUACCCCCGUAGUUACAUAUGUCACUAGUAAUAUUCAGUUCGUUACAGAAAGCACAUAUUCUGAGAACAAGUUGAAAUCCAGUUUUAAUGCAUAAAAAAAAAGUCUGACAUUUUCUAUUGUGCUGUGCGCAAUUAGGCUUCUACAUGUAGGUCGAGAUAACUUUCUUAUUUAAAAUGAUUGACAGGAUUACAUGAAUAUUUUUAUUCAUUUUUAUUGUCCAUGUAAGCAGGGUGUGUGUGUUUUAAAUUGAUAUUGGGAUUUAAUUUGAGGAUCAAAUAUUGCCUGUUAUAUUACAUUGUUAAUGUGUUUUUCUUUAAAUGUGUUUUUUUGUGUUUGUUUUUACCAAAUUGCGCCAAUAAACUGGUAUUUUUGUUUGCCUUUAAAAGUGCAAUUCCAACGGGUGCAGGCUUUUAAAAUUAUUUUUAGUUCAUUAUCUGAAAUCCACCUCUUCCAGGAAUACAAUACAACAUUUAUAUUUAUACCAAAAGUGGAGAACUUCAAAUGACCUCCUUUUAUGACAGACAACUAAAUGGUAUCUUUGUUAUAUGUCUUGGCCAAAAAUAUGUCUUUAUAUGUGUGGUAUCUCUUAUACUAAAGAGAUGCAGCAUUCUUGUAUUAUAUGCAGUCUUUAUAGUGAUCUUGGAGCGACCUUUUCCAUAUUAAAAUUAGUGUUUUUUUACGCAUACCGGCAGUUGGGAUGUCGGCAGUCAUGUGCCCGACGCCAGAAUCCUGACAUCACUCAGGAGACCGUCGCCAAACCCUAUAGGGCUUGUCAAUAACGCAGAAAUAAAAUAUCUGUGGAUAAAACACUGAUUUGUUAUUUUGUGAAUAGUUUCAGCCAGUACUACCAUAUUAAAUGUAAUUAGUCUCUUCAGCUACCCUCUGUCCAUUCAUUUUCCUUAAAUUCUGUGGAAUGUUGAAAAAAAAAAAAAGUGAGCUGUACAAGUAGAAUUGAUUAAUGGUCAGCAAGCUUUAAAGGGAAACUCUAAAGUUCAUCCACACACCUGUUUUACAUGCGACUAAUGGGGCACAUACAUCAGGGUAGUAUUUGGGCAAGUUCCCAUUUUGCCGAUGCCUAGGUUGGAUCAUCUGAAAAUCCAACCUGUUGGGAGUCCUCAAUCUGCAGACUCUGACCCAAAAAUGAUCACAAUUGGUGAGCCAGGGAAGUGUAGGAUUUUGCAGAUUCCCCAACAAAUCGUCGAUCAUCAGAAUCCGCCGAUGAUCGACAGAACAGUGAAUCAGCCUGUAGAUGUAUGGGGGUCAAAGGAUCGCUGUCCUGCAUUAUUUCAACAGAUUUCUUUUUAAACUUGCAUAGACUUUGGAGCACAACUCAAGAAAAAAUAAACAUACACUCAUAAUUUUACUUUGUAGGAAGAUGACCUUAAAUGUAGUAUUAGUAAUAAAACAAAACAAAAAAAGUAGCAGUUUAUUUAUAAUGUACAGAUUAAUGGUGCUCAAAUGUACAUAUUUUUCAUAAGUGAGCCCGUCUUCCAAAAUGUUUAAGCAAAAAUAAGCUCUACCAUUUCCUUAUUCCAUGAUGUUGAAUCAAUCUAAAUAAUAUUUUAGCAUAGUGUUUUGUUACAUAGUAAAACAUUGGGGGUCAUUCCGAGUUGUUCGCUCGUUGCCGAUUUUCGCUAUACUGCGAUUAGUCGCUUACUGCGCAUGCGCAAGGUUCGCAUAGCGCAUGCGCUUAGUUCUUUUACACAAAAGUUAGGUAUUUUACUCACGGCGUAACAAAGUUUUUUCAUCGUUCUGCUGAUCGGUGAGUGAUUGACAGGAAGUGGGUGUUUCUGGGCGGAAACUGACCGUUUUCUGGGAGUCUGCGGAAAAACGCAGGCGUUUCAGGGAAAAACGCGGGAGUGGCUGGAGAAACGGGGGAGUGUCUGGGCGAACGCUGGGUGUGUUUGUGACGUCAAACCAGGAAUGAAACUGACUGAACUGAUCGCAAUGGCUGAGUAAGUCUCGAGCUACUCAGAAACUGCUAAGAAUUUUCUAAUCGCAAUUCUGCUAAUCUUUCGUUCGCAAUUCUGCUAUGCUAAGAUACACUCCCAGAGGGUGGCGGCUUAGCGUGUGCAAUGCUGCUAAAAGCAGCUAGCGAGCGAACAACACGGAAUGAGGGCAAUUGUGUUUAAUAUUUUCCAAAAACAUUUAUAUGGUUAAGGGGGAACUUAAUCUUAGAGAUACAUUUUUAAAAUAAUAUACUCUUCCCCAUUAAUACAAGUGCCACUGUCCAAUCCACUCCACAGUCAAUUAAUACACCCUACAUUUACUUUCAGAUUUCUCCAGAAUGUUAGCCUGGAAGAAAUUGCUGUCACAGGCAUCCGGCAUGUAACUUCUGAACCUUGCAAGUCCUGGGCAUGGUACCCUCAUGGUUGCACAAUUGUGGGGAGAUGGGUAGUUAUUUGUUAAAUGUGGAUCAGGAUUUUUUCUGCUUUCUGCUUUUUUUUCUAACCCGUAUAUUUAUUUUAUUAAACAAGCCAACCCAACCAUACGUUAACUUUAAAUUGCUGAUUAGGAAAUAAAAAAAAAUGUAAUACUUAAAAAUCAUGGCAAGUAGUUCCUUAAAUACUCUGGCUUUAGUAGCAGAGGUUGACUAAUUUGAAAUUGAUUUUAUUGUAACCAAUUUUACUGCUAAAUGUACAGUUUUAUGUGUUUUCUUUUUUAUUAUAUUCUUUGUUUUAAAUCAUGUGUAUGAAUGUGCUUUUGAAGAUGGUUUGUUUUGUGAAAUGAUUUAAAAUACUUGUAAUUUAUGAUGGGUAAAGCCAUUGAAUGAUUCAAUAAAUG